Molecule: messenger RNA, 1471 nt
Organism: Asparagus officinalis (garden asparagus)
Lineage: Eukaryota; Viridiplantae; Streptophyta; Magnoliopsida; Asparagales; Asparagaceae
Product: activating signal cointegrator 1
Exons: 4
Coding region: 94-1287 (397 amino acids)
Biological process (GO): regulation of DNA-templated transcription
Cellular component (GO): nucleus
Molecular function (GO): zinc ion binding
Source: RefSeq, a predicted model, not a curated record
GAAAAGCCCAAAAAUAGAUAAAAGAAAGGAAGGGGAAUCGACGCUAAAACCCUUGUAGAUUCGAGCGAGAUCGAGAGGAGAGAGACGGCGACGAUGGGAUCAACAACAACAGGGGAGUGGUUAGAGAAGGCGCUCUCGCAAGCGGAUUCGGGCGUGGAACUGGAUGCGGAUCUGAUUUCGGGUCUCGUCUCCUUCUGUGAACUCGCUCCUCCUCCCGAUGCCGCCGAUUACCUUAGCAAUAUUAUAGGACCAGAAGCUGGUCAGCAUAUAAUCCAGGAAUACCUGCGGAGAAGAGGCUACGUGGAUUCCUCCACUAGCAUCCCAGAUGUCCAAACAUCAAACUCUCAAGGAUACGUGAAACCUCCUGCUGAUGAAAAUGGGUUUGCUGUAGCCAAGAAGCAAACGAGACCACCAAAGGCGGCAGCUGCCAUCACUAAUGAAACUAAGAACAAAACAGAGAUUUCAGAAUCCAGCAACAAUUCUAGGAGAAAGAAGAAAGCUGGAAAGGCCAUAUCUCUAGCUGAAGCUGCGAAAGGAUCGGUGGUUUUCCGACAGGGAGAGCCUUGUUCAUGCCAGGCUCGACGGCAUAAGCUCGUGAGUAACUGCUUAUCGUGUGGCAAAAUAGUUUGUGAACAGGAAGGUGAAGGUCCUUGCAGCUUCUGUGGUGCCCUUGUUUUGAGAGAAGGAAGUACAUAUGCUGGUCUGGACGAGAUUGCUGGUCCUCUUUCUAAUGCAGAAGCUGCAGCUGAAGCAUAUGCAAAGAGGCUUGUAGAUUAUGACAGGAAUUCUGCUGCUAGGACCACAGUCAUUGAUGACCAGAGUGACUAUUAUAAUUUUGAAGGGAAUGCCUGGAUGUCUGAAGAGGAGAAAGAGCUUCUUCGAAAGAAGCAAAGAGAAAUUGAGGAAGCUGAGAAAGCCCGGAGAUCGCAAGUGGUUGUGACGUUUGAUUUGGUUGGUCGCAAGGUGAUAUUGAACAAGGAUGGGACCUCAGAGUCGGAAUCAGAGAACAGCAUUCUCAGGCCACCUGAAGAAAGAGAGCAAAACCGUAUAAAGCCUAAUCCUACAGUUAUACAACCAGUGUUUGUUAAUACCGGGCCGGCUAGGGAUCAAGUUAAAGGGAAACAAAACAACAACAGAGUAACGAAGGGUUUGUGCUUAGAAAUCAGCGGGAGGGUGCAGCACGAGGGCCGUGGUCGGAAGUCUGCUGUUUCCGGUGAAGGUUUGUGGCCGGAUUCACAAGCCACCGGUUAUGGAGAUGAGCCUGGAUGUUCCCUUGAUUACAACUAGUUUAUGUGUGAUUGGCCUGAAUGUUGCCCUGUAUUGCAAAUGAAGAAGUAGUGUCGUAUGCCGUUGCGUUUUAACUCAAUAGUGGUCUCAAUGAGCGCGCCCAAAUCUUGAUCUUUAUGGCGUUGAUUUCUGUAGAUCAAUUUCGUACUAAGGUGGAUCUAUAUUUCAUUCUUUCAUCGCCUUU